AUGUCGCCGAUCAAGACAGUCGCAGUUCUUGGUGCUACCGGAAAUGUUGGUAAAGCCGCGAUUCCAGCUUUGCUCUCUGCCGGCUUCACUGUAACGGUCAUUGCGAGGCCCGAGAGUACCUCGACUUAUCCUCAAGGCAUCGCUGUCAAGAAUUCUGCUUAUGAUGACUUGAAGACACUUACUGAGGUAUUGAAAGGCCAGGAUGCUCUUGUUGAAGCAUUUAAUCCCGCCGCUGCCGAGCACCAGAGCACCAUCGUACAGGCUGCUCUGGCCGCCGGCGUGUCUCAUUUGAUCACGCCAGAAUUUAGUACCGACUCUUUUUCCGCUCAUUCUGCAGAAAUUCGAAUCUUUGAGCCUAAACAAAAAGCACAAAAAGAGCUUGAGAGACUCACGUCGGCGCCUGACUGCACUCUAUCAUGGACAGGCAUUAUUCUUGGGGCGUGGUUUGACUGGGGCAUCGAGGAGGGAUUCUUCUGGGUUAACAAGAAGGAUCGCACCAUCACGCGCUUUGGUUCUGGUAACCAGAAAGUCUCAAUCAGUCAUGUUGCACUCGUUGGAGAUACUAUUGUGACUGUUCUUCAAAACCCAGAAAACUACCGAAAUCGGGUUGCUUAUUUUGCAGAUUAUGCCGUUAGUACGAAUGAGCUUAUCGACAUGAUUCAAAAGUUCUCGGCUCCGGGAGAAUGGAACAUUGUGGAUCUUUCUGUUGAGAAUUUCAAGAAGGAAGGACUCGCGCUUUGGGAUGAAGAUACCAAGCAAGGCGUAACGAAUCGGCUGUUUAGCAAAGCAUAUACGAUGCUAGGGACCGCAGGAGUAUUCGAUGAACAGAAUCGCUACGAUGGAGACUAUACGGCCAAGCUAGAGCCUGGAUAUGGCAAGCCUAUUGAAAGCCUUGAGGAAAGUCUUAGAAAGCUGCUAGGAUAUGCUUGA
Trichoderma gamsii is the source of this 930-nucleotide messenger RNA. RefSeq lists its product as hypothetical. Lineage: Eukaryota; Fungi; Ascomycota; Sordariomycetes; Hypocreales; Hypocreaceae. Bases 1 to 930 code for a protein of 309 amino acids. The transcript has 2 exons. The record is from RefSeq and is a predicted model, not a curated record.